AUGAGUUCAAUAUUCCUGCAAAUUCCUUUGUGUCAAGUCAAAUCGUCGGUACUAACCCAAAUCAUCGAAGUUCGUGUGUUAGAUCUGGUCAAGCCGUUCACCCCGUUCUUACCGGAGGUGAUCGCGCCAGAGCGCAAAGUUCCGUUCAACCACAAAUUGAUGUGGACAGGUGUUACUCUGCUCAUUUUCUUGGUGAUGUCCGAGAUUCCACUCUAUGGUAUUACGUCGUCAGACUCGUCGGACCCAUUGUAUUGGCUGCGUAUGAUGCUGGCCUCUAAUCGUGGUACUCUCAUGGAAUUGGGAAUUUCGCCCAUUGUGACCUCGGGAAUGGUGUUCCAGCUUUUACACGGUACCCAACUUCUGGAGGUCAACAUGGAACUGAAGUCUGAUCGCGAGCAGUUUCAAACCGCCCAGAAGAUCUUUGCCAUUCUUUUGUCGGUUGGCCAAGCCACCGUCUACGUCCUGACCGGUAUGUAUGGUCCCCCAAGCGAGCUCGGUACUGGAGUUUGUCUUUUGUUGGUUUUGCAACUGGUUUUCGCGGGUAUCGUGGUGAUUUUGCUCGACGAGCUGUUGCAGAAGGGCUAUGGUCUUGGAUCAGGUAUCAGUCUGUUCAUGGCCACCAACAUCUGUGAGUCCAUCUUCUGGAAGACCUUUUCGCCUACCACCAUCAACCGUGGUAGAGGCAAUGAGUUUGAGGGUGCAAUCGUUGCAUUCUUCCACCUGUUGUCCACCAAAAGAGACAAGAAGAGAGCUCUGUUGGAGGCUUUCUACCGUGACAACUCUCCAAACAUGUUCCAGCUUUUGGCCACUCUGUUCGUGUUCUUCGCUGUCGUCUACUUGCAAGGAUUCCGCUACGAGAUUCCAGUCAAGUCAACCAGACAGAGAGGACCUUACGGACUGUACCCAAUUCGUCUGUUCUAUACCUCGAACAUGCCUAUCAUGUUGCAGAGUGCUUUGACCUCCAAUAUCUUCAUCAUCUCCCAGAUGCUGUUUACAAGAUUCCCAACCAAUCCAGCUGUCAAGUUGCUGGGUACUUGGGAGGCCAGAGCUGGUUCUGCUCAACUUUAUGCCGCAGGUGGUAUCUCUUACUACAUGCAGCCACCACUUUCGGUGACCGAAGCUUUGUUGGACCCAAUAAAGACGGUCGUGUACGUCGCUUUUGUGCUUACCACAUGUGCUGUCUUUUCUAAAACAUGGAUUGAGAUUUCUGGCUCAUCUCCAAGAGAUGUUACCAAGCAGUUCAAGGACCAGGGUUUGAUCAUCGCUGGACACAGAGAUCAGCACGUGUACAAGGAACUCAAGAAGAUCAUCCCAACAGCUGCUGCUUUUGGUGGAGCCACCAUCGGCGCCUUGAGUGUUAUCAGUGACCUUCUGGGAACUUUGGGCUCGGGCACUUCUAUUCUGCUGGCAGUUACCACAAUCUAUGGAUACUACGAGAUGGCCGCUAAAGAGGGUGGAUUCGGCAAGGCUGCUGUUGGUGGAUUCACUGACAUUAUGUGA
Kuraishia capsulata CBS 1993 is the source of this 1500-nucleotide messenger RNA. RefSeq lists its product as uncharacterized. Gene Ontology annotation, molecular function: ribosome binding; signal sequence receptor activity; transmembrane protein transporter activity. The transcript has a single exon. Gene Ontology annotation, cellular component: Sec61 translocon complex; membrane. Lineage: Eukaryota; Fungi; Ascomycota; Pichiomycetes; Pichiales; Pichiaceae. Gene Ontology annotation, biological process: post-translational protein targeting to membrane, translocation; SRP-dependent cotranslational protein targeting to membrane, translocation. Bases 1 to 1500 code for a protein of 499 amino acids. The record is from RefSeq and is a predicted model, not a curated record.